AUGCGGAGGUUUAUGUUCUUCAGUGAACACUCGGCUAUCUCAAGUGACGAUUUUAUGGAGAAAUAUAGCCUGCCUAAACGCGGACCGGCGUUUGCUAAGGAGUACGAGCGUAUUUUCCAAGAUCGUCUACCAAUGACUUUGCACCAGGAAACUCCGGAGAAGCCAGAGUUUGUUGAGAAACGGGCUGGGCCUAUUCGCUGUACCAAAGUCAAAGGUCUGGCUGAUGACUUCUAUAGCAGUCUUUUGGACUGGCAAGGAAGUAAUAUUGUUUUUGCCUUAGACGAACGCGUCUUUGUUCAAAAUUUCCUUACCAGUCGCAUCUCACUGAUUGCUCGACUUAGCAGUACAUACAUUACGUCGGUUAAGCUUUCUCCAGAUGGAUCUUGUAUUGGGGCUGGCACUUGUACCGGUGAUGUUGCGGUAAUUGACUUGCAGGGUAAAAUCAUCACUCGCCGGCAUCAGCACAAGUCCCGGAUUGGCGUACUUGAAUGGGAUGGCCGCCAGAUGCUUACUGGGAGUCGAGAUAGGUCGAUUAGGUACAUUGAUCCGCGCUCUCCUGAGGAUCCUCGGGCUGUAAUUGUACAUACCCAGGAGGUUUGCGGCCUGGCCUUUUCACCGACCGGUGCCUACCUGGCCUCAGGCGGCAACGAUAACAAAGUGUUCGUCCUGGAUGGUCGCGCCCACUCCUCGGUGGUGCACACCAUUUCGGCCCAUAAGGCAGCAGUUAAAGCUAUUGGCUGGUGUCCUGAUCGUACGGAUUUGCUGGCUUCAGGUGGGGGUACGGCCGACCGAACCGUUAAGAUUUGGCAAAUAGCUGGUAAUUUGGAAAAGCUACUUGACUCCAUUGACUACGGCUCACAAGUCUGUAACCUCAAAUGGACCAAAAAGAAUGAACUGAUCACCACCCAUGGCUACUCGCAAAAUGACAUUCGUGUUCUUGAUGUGAGUAAGAAGAAACAGACGCGAGUGUUUGAAGGCCACAAGAACCGGGUUAUUCAUUUUGGAAUGAGUCCCGAUGAAGAGUACUUUGCCACCGGCUCGGGCGAUGAAACAGUCUGUGUUUGGCGGGCCCGUGAAAAUGAUCUAGCCAACUUCCCAGUACGGUAG
Nematocida homosporus is the source of this 1107-nucleotide messenger RNA. Its product is annotated as cell division cycle 20-like protein 1, cofactor of APC complex. Gene Ontology annotation, biological process: positive regulation of ubiquitin protein ligase activity; anaphase-promoting complex-dependent catabolic process; positive regulation of anaphase-promoting complex-dependent catabolic process. The record is from RefSeq and is a predicted model, not a curated record. NCBI's taxonomy places the organism in Eukaryota, Fungi, Microsporidia. The coding region runs from base 1 to 1107 and encodes 368 amino acids. The transcript has a single exon. Gene Ontology annotation, molecular function: protein binding; anaphase-promoting complex binding; ubiquitin ligase activator activity. Gene Ontology annotation, cellular component: anaphase-promoting complex.